GCAAAUAACCGAGUGCGUUUGCUUUCCUAGGGGAAAAGGAUCCUGUAAAAAUCCACAUCAUGGACGACGAGGAGUACGAACGUUUCGAAAUAACGGAUCACGAUCUGGAUAACGAGUUUAACCCGAACCGCGGGCGACGUCGUCCCACAAAGAACCAGCAAAUCUACGGCAUUUGGGCGGACGAUUCAGAGAACGAGUAUGACGAUGGGGAGGGCACCUCGAGUGGACGCCGGGGAGGCCGGAACCGUGCGAUGGCUGGUAAGAAACCAAAGGACUAUACCGCCCCGAUCGGAUUCAUUGCCGGAGGGAUUCAACAGUCCGGAAAGAAGCCGGAAGAGAAGAAGAAAAGUGCAGACGAUGAUGAUGACGACGACGGCGAGGAUCAACGGGCACGAUUUGGUGCGAAAGUGUCGCACAGUAGCAACAGCUCGUCCGAAUCGGAAGAGGAAAGACGACCGAACGUUCAGGACAUGCGCUCGAUGGCUGGAUUUAGAACGCUGAACAAAGCUCCGGCUGCCGGGAAAAAUAUGGCCAACUGGGAGCAGCACACGAAAGGCAUCGGUGCAAAGUUACUGCUGCAGAUGGGCUACCAGCCGGGCAAGGGUUUGGGGAAGGAAUUGCAGGGUAUCUCGGCCCCGAUCGAGGCGCACCUUAGGAAAGGCCGUGGAGCGAUCGGUGCAUAUGGCCCGGAGAAGAAAACGAUCGUGGUCGAUGCGAAGGCGAAACAGAAGCUAGAGCAAGAUGCCAAAGCACUUGCGGCAGGGAAGGACGAAGACGGCCAGCAGUGGCGCAAAGCGAAGGAAGGAGGGAAGCAGGGCAAGAACCGAUACUUUUACAAAACCGUGGAGGAUGUAAUCGAGAAGGGUAAAAAAUCAAUCUACUCUCCGUUUGAGAAAAACUCCAAGCUAAGCAAGGUGACGGUCAUCGAUAUGACGGGACCGGAAAAGCGUGUCCUCAGCGGAUACCAUGCGCUUGGGCAGGCCAAGGUGGCUGAUGAGGAACUCUACGAUACAUCAAUCGGAAGCAAACCGGCACAGAGCAAGGAGGAAGUGCACUUUGCUCUACCGGAACUGAUGCACAAUCUAAAUCUUAUGGUGGAAUACUGCGAGCAGGAUAUUAUAGCGAUCGAUAAACAAAAGUGUGAGGCCAUCGACCGCGAAGAGCAGCUGGUGCAGGAAAAGGAAAAUCUGAUUCGUAUAAGUAAGCUAGAGAAGGACUACCUAAACACGUUGGAGGGUGCCCUGGAACUGGUACGAGCCCUAGUUGAACCAACCGAUGGGGCGCUCGAGCUAGAGGAGUGUGAGAAAAUCUUCCUCCGCCUCUACUCUGACUAUCCGGCCGAAUGCAAAGAGUUCGGGUUGUCCGAUUUGGCUGCGGGCGUAGUUGCUCCCCUCAUUGCCAGUCGUCUGAAGGAAUGGCACCCAUUUACGGAACCUACACGCCACCUAGAUCUGUUUAAACGUUGGAAAUCAAUUCUUGGGUCAUCAAAUUCCGAUAACAUCAGCAGUCUGCUCGAUCCAUACUCGGCCGUCGUUUGGACUGGAGUAAUUCCGAGUAUCCGUGCCGCCGCAAACAUCUGGAACCCGCGGGUGCACCAACCGAUGAUUGCCCUUCUGGACGCGUGGGCUCCACUGUUGCCCGCUUGGAUACUGGACAACGUGCUCGAACAGAUCGUUCUCGCCAAGCUCACGACAGCCGUCGUCGAGUGGGAUCCACUGACCGAUACCGUACCCAUUCAUUGCUGGAUUCAUCCCUGGAAGGAUCUGCUUGGCUCUAAAAUGGAGGGAAAUGUGUACCCGAUGAUACGGGAAAAGCUUGCCAAAGCACUGAAGGCUUGGCAUCCGGAGGAUCGAUCGGCCCGCGCUAUGCUGACUCCGUGGCAGGGCGUUUUCGGUGAGGAAGAUUUGCAGGUGUUCCUAACGAAAAACAUCAUUCCGAAGUUGGAGCUGCGACUGACCGAGGUAGUGAUCAAUCCGCUCCAGCAAGAUCUGGAAAUGUUCAAUCAGGUGUGGGAGUGGAACGAACUCAUCUCUCCGCUGCAAAUGGCGAACAUGCUGGACAAAUAUUUCUUCCCAAAAUGGCUCCAAACGCUCGUCAUAUGGCUGAACCAGUCGCCCAACUUCGACCAAGUGUCCCGGUGGUACCAGGGUUGGAAGGCACAAUUCACCGACGACAUCGUACGCCAACCGAACGUCAAGGAAAGCUUCCGCAAGGCGUUGGAGCUGAUGCAACGAUCGAUCGGUAUCGUCGCAGGUGGUCAGAGUGGUUCAAACUCGCCCACCCCGAUCGAACCGAUACCACCACCACCUGCACCACCGUCACUGUUGGACUUGCCCAUGGACGCCCAGCCGACGCUCGAGUUCAAGGAGCUCGUCUCGCAAAAGUGCGCCGAACGUGGUAUUAUCUUUGCUCCGAUGCCGGGACGAAGGGAGCUGGGCAAACAGGUGUAUCGCGUUGGGAAACUGUUUUGCUACAUAGACCGAUCGGUGUGCAUCGUGAGUUUGGAUGGUGGUGUCAAUUGGACUCCAAUAUCGCUCUCGGCGCUCCUCGAAAGGGCUGUGACGGGAUAAAUUAUUUUCAAGAAACUUAAAUAAAACACUAAGUAGAACGAUGAUUUCC
Molecule: messenger RNA, 2619 nt
Organism: Anopheles coustani
Lineage: Eukaryota; Metazoa; Arthropoda; Insecta; Diptera; Culicidae
Gene: sip1
Product: septin-interacting protein 1
Exons: 1
Coding region: 60-2570 (836 amino acids)
Biological process (GO): spliceosomal complex disassembly
Cellular component (GO): U2-type post-mRNA release spliceosomal complex
Molecular function (GO): nucleic acid binding
Source: RefSeq, a predicted model, not a curated record